Messenger RNA from Camellia sinensis, 2073 nucleotides. The record is from RefSeq and is a predicted model, not a curated record. Lineage: Eukaryota; Viridiplantae; Streptophyta; Magnoliopsida; Ericales; Theaceae.
AUGGAGGCAAUUGAGAAGGGCAUUGUGGUGCUUGUACACGACCGAUCCGCGUCAACCGCCGCCAAUGUCAAUGUGACAUCAUUGGGAAUGUUAUAUCUUCGGCGGAACUCAUCCAUUCCUGCCGGAGUGUCCACUAGGUUCCGAAACUUACCCAUUGGAGGUGCGACGUUCCACCAAACAACUACACUAAGGAUGACUUGCAAGGUGAGCCGUGCAAGGAAGAUUGAGUUCAUGAGAGAUGAAAAUGUUCUUAGGAUGCGCUACACCUCACCCGAUGGGAAAUCAUAUUUGUCACUUGUUACCAUCUGCAAGGCUUUGGGGAAAGCUCCAUCGGAAAGGUUGAGUACAAGUCAUAGGUGGCAACCUGCUGGUGAUGAAAUUGUUCCUAGAGCUGAAUUUUGCCCCGAUGCUAUUAAUGAAUACCUAAAGCCCGGACAUAGGUCUUCCCGUACUUUAAAUGUCAGAAAGCAUCUUGCAUAUUUGGGCUGGAAGAUCGAGUUCAUGAGAGAUGGAGGUAUUAAUAAGAUGCGAUACAUCUCACCUAAUGGGAAAUCAUAUUAUUCACUUGUUAUGGUCUGUAGGGAUUUGAAGGAACCUGGAUCAGAAAUUCUUUCCCUUCCUUCCCAAGAUGAUGAAAGACUGUCAGUUGCUGUGUCAGAUAGUCCAUUCCCUUCUCCUCUCGCGGAACCACCACACACAUCCAUGGAGCUGUCUGUGAUGCCUCAUUCCGACAGAGUUGUUGAAUCCGAACAUUGCCCCGGAGCUGUACUUGAUUACUAUUCUCUUGGAUCAGUGGAAAAUAGUGAUAAAUGGAAGUGUUACAAGGUUAAGGACCACAAAUAUGUGGGUCUACAAUUUAAAGCAAAAAAGCAUCUUUCCGCUGUUGGGUGGUCAUUCUGGUACUAUGUGAGGGGACGGAAUCGGGAAUUGCGAUACACUUCGCCAAGUGGAAGGUCCUAUAGUUCUCUUCGAACAGCCUGCAAAGCCUGUAUAGAUGAAGGAGGAACCUCUGGUAAUAAUACUUUUAUCUCUAGACCAAUGCAAAAUGCUGGCUCUCGGAUGCAGAAGAAAAGAAAGGCAUCUGGAUCGCCAAUCAAAUCAAGAGAUGAUUUGGGUGAUGAUUGUCCAAUGCGUGUGCUGCGCUCUAGCAAAAGAGCUCGGCAGGUGGUGGUUCCUUCUUCCUCUGAUCAGAACCCUCGAACCAUAUUAUCUUGGUUAAUAGACAAUAAUGUGGUGUUGCCUAGGGCAAAAGUACGUUACAUUAGCAGAAAGGAUCAUCCUCCAAUAGCUGAAGGGAGAAUAACUCGCGAUGGGAUCAAGUGCAGUUGUUGCCAAAAAGUUUUUACCCUUAGUAAAUUUGAAGCACAUGCUGGCAGCAAUAAUCACAGACCAGCAGCGAAUAUUUUUUUGGAGGAUGGGAGGUCUCUGUUAGAUUGUCAGAGACAGUUGAAAUGUCGUAAUAUUAAGAGAAACUUGAUGACAGAAUCACUUGACAUGAAAGGUAGGCGGCACCAAAGCAUGAAUGAUUACAUAUGUUCUGUCUGUCACUUUGGGGGUGAAUUAGUUUUAUGCGAUCAAUGCCCGUCAUCAUUUCACACAAGUUGCCUUGGUUUGAAGGAUGUUCCAGAUGGUGACUGGUUUUGUCCAUCAUGCUGUUGUGGAGUUUGUGGGAGAAGCGGAUUAAAUAAUGGCUCGAAACAAUUUACAGAUGACAGUGUUCUCCAUUGUGAUCAGUGUGAGCGUCAAUAUCAUGUUGGGUGCCUAAGGAAAAAGGGUGUUAUGAAUGUAGACAAUUAUCCCGAAGGAAGUUGGUUUUGCAAUAAAAGAUGCGAACAGCUGGCAAAGAGCAGGAGGGGUGAGGAAAACUUGGCUCACUCAUAUGAAUUAGAUGGUUCUGAAACUUUGGGUUCAUAUUUAAGGAUUCAACCUUGCUCUGAUAGUGCUCCAGAACUUUCGGGAUGUUCAAUUCAAUGGUAUCGUUUGGCAGCAGAAGGUGGCAAAAAGGAUCUUAUUUCAGGUUUUUGCUUCAUUUGUCUUACUCAAGGUUCUGACAAGCGGUUGCAGUCGCCGUAA